AUGAUUAAUGUUUUUAUUUCACGAAGCAACAUUCUAUUAUGUACAGGAGUACGCGUUUUCGCUGGAGAGGAGGGCUUCACAGAUAAUGGAAGCUCUGAUAUUUAUCGUUCAUUUUCGUCCUGUACAUUAUCAAAAAUAUCAGGACUUGUGGUUGGUAUUAAAUUGGGAUCGGCUCUGCUAUUUACAGUAGCGUUAUGUAAUGUUGAAGGCGUUAACGAAUCGUUUGUAAACGAUGUAGACGAAAGAGUAUCUGACGAUUUCUUAUCCAUUUCAGAUUUGUCACACACCAACGGAGACAUCUCAAAGAAUGGUGCAGCUUUUUUCUUACCAACAGAAAUUGAUGUAAACUGCUUCAUAUCAAAUGGUUGUACAUUGUUCAUUAAAGGUAAACCGAUAUCUAAACCCGGAAGCGGAUUCAAGGAAGAAUACACCUCGGAUACAGAUAAUGGUUUGACGGCGCUUGGCCCUAUCUUAGCAGUAAUCUUUUUGGAUCGUUUAUCAACUUUUAACGUGUCUUUCUUUUGUUCUUGUUUUCGCACUAGUUUGUUUGAUGCUGAUGAUGAUCGAGAAAGCACGACGGAAGAUGAUAUCUCGAAAGCACCGGGCACAUUUUGUUUUAUCGGCAGCGCUGCUGCCCCGAACGAUAACGGAGCCAGCGGAGGAGGGAGCGAUUGUCUGAUUGAUCCAUUCUCGCUUGCUGGUACCUUACGUGCGCGAGAAAACUGCGCGGACGGUUUUGCUGGGAGUCUUCCUGCUCCGGAUGAUGAAGAGGAAAUUUUGUUAAGGUAUUUUUUUAUCAAGAGGCAUACUUACGAAAACUCCACUCCGUACCGGCUCUGUGACUGUCCAGAAGCUUAUACGCUCAGGAAAAUGCAAAACAUUUAUCAUGAUCAUCGAUAUGCAACAUUCGCAUCACAGCCGAUUCUGGAAACCGAAAUGAUGGAAAUUAGCACCUCCAAUCCAUCGGUGAUCCAUGCUCCACCGUCUGUUCCUUCGGUCGUCCCCGCUGUUAUUCUUGAUUCGACAUUCUUGGCUGUCUCAUCGUCACCACCACCUAUAUUCGUUUCGUCAGAUAUGUUGACCAUCCCAUCGUCACCGCCACCCAUCACUGAUGUUUCCGGUACAGUUCUUUUCGGUGGAUCUAUGCCCAGUUCGUCAGGUGGAUCCAUGCCGGGACAGCGAUCCUCCUCCGGACCGUCAUUGUUGACCAUCUCAUCGUCACCGCCACCCAUCUGUGAUGUUUCCGUUCGUCAGCCAUGCCGGGACAGCGAUCCUCUUCCGGACCGUCAUCCUCGCCCAGUCUGACGUCUGUACCUGGUUCAUCUUCAUCAUCCGGCGCGUAUAAUAAUUCACUUGAUAAAAAAGUGGACAUUCUUAUAAAACUAUCGAAGCAGACUGCGGCUGAGGUCAAAAUUAUGUUUAAUGCAAUGAAUCCGAGAGCUGGGACAACCUCACGCAAUACAGCCAUCACAGCCAUUGAAACAAAAGAAGAGUUAGAAGCCUUUAAUGCUAACUUAGAGGUUAAUACGUAUAUGGCUGAGAUGCUAUGCUCGCUUUUGUAUGCAAUUGACCAUAUAAAAUAUGUUAAAGAAAGACUUGACAAAAUAAUAGAUCUAUUGUUUUCUAGGGAAUUUCUUUCAAAAUGUAGUUGGUCAGGGAUUGGUCGUCCCAAUCAAAAAGUCGCAUUUGCUGCGUUUGAAAAUGUAUUCGUUUUAAUCAAAUUUGCUGGAGGAAACAAAUUUCUUCAAUUGAAUGACGACUACGUGAAGAAGAUUUUAGUGAGUAAAAUGGAUCAUGGGAAGGGAAGAAAUGAAACAAAAACGUUGCAGGAAAUCGUUUCACUUAGAAGCUUAGAAUAUUAUAAGUAAAUUUGUAAAGAUUCACAGAAAUAUAAAAAAUGUAAACAAUUA
Anopheles arabiensis is the source of this 1910-nucleotide messenger RNA. RefSeq lists its product as uncharacterized. The record is from RefSeq and is a predicted model, not a curated record. The coding region runs from base 1 to 1305 and encodes 434 amino acids. Lineage: Eukaryota; Metazoa; Arthropoda; Insecta; Diptera; Culicidae. The transcript is spliced from 5 exons.